CAUUGCAACCGUCCUGAGGGAAAUACGGUACAAAAAUAAUAUCGUUCCGCUAUUCUUGAAUUUUCUGCUUCAGAUGGUAAAUCCAUAAACCCUACUGAUUAGAAAAUUAAUUUUUGGAUAAUUAUUUUAGUAUAAUCGCGUUUGAAGAAUGAGUGUUAACAUAGGAAUCGUAGUUAUGAUUAUGGCAAUGUGGACGCCAUGUCGAUCCUUCUAUUUGCCUGGUCUAGCCCCUGUUUCGUAUUGUCUAAAAGAAAACGAAGAAAAAGGCUGCAAAGCCAGAAUAGACUUAUAUGUCAAUCGUUUGGAUUCAGUGGAUUCAGUAAUACCCUUUGAAUAUUCAAGCUUUGAUUUCUGUCAAACCAAAGAAAAAAGUUCUCCAUCUGAAAAUCUUGGCCAGGUUGUUUUUGGGGACAGAAUCACAAAAUCAGCUUACAAUCUAACAUUUAAAGUUCCCUUGGCAUGCCAACUGUUAUGUACCAAAGAAUAUAAAUCCAAGGAUGUUAAUGAUAUGAAAAAGCUAGAGUUUUUGAAAAAUGCCAUUUCACUCAACUACCAAAAUCACUGGAUUAUAGACAAUAUGCCUGUGACCUGGUGUUAUGAUGUUACUGAUGAAGAAAGAAAGUAUUGUUCUACCGGUUUUCCUAUUGGCUGCUAUGUAACAGCUGAUGGCCAAGCUAGGGAUGCUUGUGUUACUAGUACUAAGUUUAACCAAGCUGACACCCACUAUGUCUUCAAUCACGUUGAUAUAACUAUUACCUAUCACAAUGGGCAAGGGGAAGACUGGGUGGGAGCUAGACUUCUUUCAGCAAAACUUAUUCCUAGAAGUAUCAAGCAUGAUAAGCCCACUGAAUGUAAUAAUGAGAAUGUUAUGGGGAUCCCUAACAAACUGAGUGGUGAUCUGAAAAUCCAUUAUACCUAUUCUGUCAAAUUUGAGGAGAACAAUAGUCUGAAAUGGGCAUCUCGAUGGGAUUACAUCCUACAAUCAAUGCCACAUACAAAGAUCCAGUGGUUUAGUAUAAUGAACUCCCUUGUCAUUGUACUCUUCUUGUCUGGUAUGGUAGCAAUGAUAAUGUUGAGGACGCUCCACAAGGACAUUGCAAGAUACAACCAAAGUGAUGCUGGGGAAGAUGCACAAGAGGAAUUUGGCUGGAAGUUGGUCCAUGGAGAUGUGUUCCGUGCACCAAGGAAAGGAAUGUUCUUGUCUGUUUUGUUGGGCUCAGGAUCACAGAUCUUCAUCAUGACAUUUAUUACUCUGGUGUUCGCWUGUCUUGGAUUUCUAUCUCCUGCUAACCGUGGUGCUUUAAUGACCUGUUCGUUGGUGUUGUUUGUAUGUCUUGGUUCCCCUGGAGGUUAUGUAUCAGCAAGGAUUUACAAAAUGUUUGGUGGGGAGCGCUGGAAGUCUAAUGUCAUUCUCUCGUCUUUCUUUGUUCCUGGGGUUGUGUUUGGCAUAUUCUUUAUACUUAAUCUUGUUCUAUGGGUAGAGGGCUCUUCAGCAGCUGUUCCUUUUACUACACUAUUGGCACUCCUGGCAUUGUGGUUUGGAAUCUCUGUCCCUCUCACAUUCUUGGGUGCAUAUCUUGGUUUCAAAAAACUGCCUAUUGAACAACCUGUAAGAACUAACCAGAUCCCACGGCAGAUUCCAGAUCAGAGCAUUUACACCCGACCAUUGCCAGGGAUUAUAAUGGGUGGUAUCUUGCCUUUUGGAUGCAUAUUUAUUCAACUGUUUUUUAUUUUGAACAGUAUUUGGUCUCACCAAAUCUAUUACAUGUUUGGUUUCCUAUUUGUUGUAUGUCUCAUUCUUGUGCUGACUGUUUCUGAGACUGCAAUGCUUCUAUGCUAUUUUCAUCUUUGUGCUGAGGAUUAUCAUUGGUGGUGGAGGUCAUUCCUGACUGGUGGAUGUACUGCCUUCUAUUUUUUCCUGUACGCAAUCCAUUUCUUUUAUACCAAGCUAACCAUCAGUGGCACAGCAAGUACAUUUCUUUACUUUGGUUACACUUUGAUUAUGGUCUGGCUAUUCUUUUUGUUCUCAGGUACUGUUGGCUUUUUCUCCUGCUUUUUCUUCAUUCGCAAAAUCUACAGCAUUGUUAAAGUCGACUAAACUAAUAAUUAUUAUUAUGUGUAAGAGCAGUGUGGUUAAGUCUGAUAUUUCAGUAAGGGAGUCUUUUUGUAAUGUAUAACUUAUGAUAGCUCUUGUAUUGUAUAAACUGCAUUGGCUAUAAGGUGGCUCUCAGAAGUUUUUAAGGAAAGGAAAUAUUUGAUUUGUUUAAUAAAGAAUUUGUUCACUGUUUGAAAAACGUCUUGUACACRCAGUUUGGAAAAUGUCAAGUUAUGUGGGCAACUAUGAAUUCUUCAAAAACCUCAAGGUCUCAAUAAAACCAGAYCAUAUGAAAUUUGUCAAGUUAAAGUAAGAUUAGAUUAAAAGUAAAUUCAGUUACUGACAUAAUAAAACUGAAAAAAUAAAAUAA
This is a messenger RNA of Exaiptasia diaphana, 2465 nucleotides long. RefSeq names its product transmembrane 9 superfamily member 2. Lineage: Eukaryota; Metazoa; Cnidaria; Anthozoa; Actiniaria; Aiptasiidae. Gene Ontology annotation, cellular component: membrane. The transcript is spliced from 19 exons. Gene Ontology annotation, biological process: protein localization to membrane. Bases 149 to 2098 code for a protein of 649 amino acids. The record is from RefSeq and is a predicted model, not a curated record.